Messenger RNA from Closterium sp. Naga37s-1, 677 nucleotides. NCBI's taxonomy places the organism in Eukaryota, Viridiplantae, Streptophyta, Zygnematophyceae, Desmidiales, Closteriaceae. The record is from the annotation of a GenBank genome assembly.
UUGACCUCGUGACGACCUUUUCGGACAAAGCAGCGGCAGGCACUCUCAGCCUGCUCGUUCAAAGAAAUGCCACAAAAUACAACCUUCGCUAUACUCUCGUGUUUACCGGGCCAGCCAUCGCACCUAGACGAAUCGCCUUAUAUAAGAGACAACAGCAGCAGCCCGUCAUCACGAUCCCCCUUCCCCCUCUCGCCUACACACAGCCCGCGCCUUCCGUGUGGCACUGCUCGGGCGCGCCCGCCUCACCUCCCCUCCUUACUGCUCCCCUUGCCGCCCUCCUUGCUGCUGCUUCUACUGCCACUGCCGGUGGUAACACCGCGAGUGGUACCCCUGCGAGCGGUACCAGUGGCAUUGGUUUCUCUGCUGCGGUGGUGGGCACUGCAGCAGCAUUGGUGCGUUAUCCCAAGCCAGGGCGUUCUACGCUGUCCCCUCGGCGCUCACGCCAGUGCUCUACCCCACAGCGGCCACCCGGCUGGACAGAGCAGCCAAGGGAGGCACCACCGUCUCCGUCUCCUCCACCCAUGGCGGCUCAGGUCUCCCCAGCAGCCAAGGCGGUGGCAGCGCUGCCAGCACUGCCGGCAGGGGCGAGGAGUGCAUGUGUGGUUGGAGUGAGUGUGGGAGGGGGGGUCGCUGCGACCCAAGCGGCACAGGGGGCGUUGGUGCGAGUGGCAGGAUAA